Gadus chalcogrammus (walleye pollock) is the source of this 4913-nucleotide messenger RNA. It is a transcript of the gene stoml3b, whose product is annotated as stomatin (EPB72)-like 3b. The coding region runs from base 31 to 948 and encodes 305 amino acids. The transcript has 8 exons. The record is from RefSeq and is a predicted model, not a curated record. Gene Ontology annotation, cellular component: plasma membrane. NCBI's taxonomy places the organism in Eukaryota, Metazoa, Chordata, Actinopteri, Gadiformes, Gadidae.
AUUUACUGGAAAUCAGCUCUCUCACCCCCAAUGAGGUCCGCAAAACCAAAUAUCUCGUUACAAAAGCUCGUCCAAGUAGAAGUCGUUGACCAGCAUAUAGAAAUGGAUGGAGAGAUAGAAAGCCAGAAGAGAAGGGGAAGGAGCAACGAUGAUUUAAUAACUGAACAGUCUGGGUCUUUGGGCUGUAUCGGAUCGUUUCUGGUGAUCCUCUCUGGCCUGUUCACCAUUCUCCUCUUCCCUGUGACCAUCUGGUUUUGUUUCAGGAUCGUUCAGGAGUAUGAACGCGCCGUCAUUUUCCGGCUGGGCCGUAUCAUGGACCGAAAAGCCAAAGGGCCUGGAAUCUUCUUCAUCCUGCCCUGCACUGAUUCCAUCAUCAAAGUGGACCUGAGGACGGUCUCGUUCGACAUCCCACCUCAGGAGAUCCUCACCAAGGACUCGGUGACCGUCAGCGUGGACGGGGUGGUGUACUUCCGCGUCAGCGACCCCAUCUCCUCCGUGGCCAACGUGUCCAACGCAGACCUCUCCACCCGCCUGUUGGCCCAGACCACGCUCAGAAACGUGCUGGGAACCAAGAACCUGGCCGAGCUGCUGUCCGACCGCGAGGGCAUCUCCCACAGCAUGCAGAGUAGCCUAGACGAGGCCACAGACCCCUGGGGCAUCAAGGUGGAGCGGGUGGAGAUUAAGGACGUCAAGCUCCCCCAUCAGCUGCAGAGAGCGAUGGCAGCAGAAGCCGAAGCCACGCGCGAAGCCAGGGCAAAGGUGAUUGCGGCCGAGGGUGAGAUGAACGCGUCCCGCGCGCUGAAGGAGGCGGCGCUGGUUAUCGGAGAGGCGCCGGCGGCUCUGCAGCUGCGCUACCUGCAGACCCUCAACACCAUCGCUGCGGAGAAGAACUCCACCAUCAUCUUCCCCCUGCCCAUGGACCUUAUCAGCCACUUCAUCAAGAAGUGAGCCGUCCAGCUGCCAUCCGCACAGUCCAACCUCUCAUCUCUCGUUUAGUCCAGUUGUAUAGGAUUGUACAAUGUACUACACUAUAGUGCAGUAUAGAGUCACUGUGAAUGGCUUUUUUUUUGGUCGGUGUGCAUCAGGCUUUGUAGGCCACACCUACCUUACUCAGACCACGCCAAACACAAACGCAUUUUAAAUUAACCGUCGCUUACCUGUUACGAACAUUCACUUAACCCUUUUCUACAUAGCAUCUAAUCAGCCAUCUUUAAUGUAAACCUUUUUUAAUGUUGAUGCUGUGAACUCAUUUAAAGUGGCUGACAAGAUGGGAAUUAGAAUGUCAGGAAGGGUUAUCAAAAUAUUUAUACUGUCGUCAUGGUAACAUGUUUGGAUGACCCUCUGUCUCACCAACAUGGUUUAAUAUUUUAUCAAUCAGUGCAAUAUUGGCUCAUCGGCAGGGGUGGACUGGCCAUCUGGCAUACCGGGCAUCGUCCCGGUGGGCCGUUGACCCAAUGUGGGCCCGGUCCGGUCCGCUAUGUUUUGUUUUUUUCUCUCUCUCUAAAUUUCCUCCAAUUAGGCUGGCCAAUUGGCUACAGAGGGCUAGCAGUGUGUUGCCAGCAUCGACACAUAUUAUUGGUCUAUGUUUGUCAUUGUCAAUCAAUCAUGGGCUGACAGGCUCAGAGAGCCCUGACAGUGCUGUCAAUCACAACACAAACCAGGGUGGGCGGGACCUCAUGGCAUGGGCCGGAAUCGUGAGAGUCCGUGACUCCCACGAGUAAGUAAUUCAUGUCUUAGACUUUUUCUCGCAGCUACAGAUAAAAAAAUGUUAUUCUCUAUUUAUGGUUUCACAAUGACUUAGUCACAGUUUAAACAAAUGUGUUUCAGCUCUAAAGCUGCUACUGUCUGUAAUAUGUUUCUAUUUAGAUUAUUUGUCAGGAUAUUUUGUUAUUAUUGUCCGAGUCUGGUUUUAACUAAUGCUGGGCUUACACAAAAAUAUUUUCCCAUUCACAGACUAAAAACUGCAAGAGAGAAAUUAGCGUUGGAUCAAGUGUGAUAUUUAACAAGCGUUUUGUAGCUAUGUAGAUAUGGGGGAUGGAGAUGCAGCGACCACAGGAUAUCCGUUAACUUCCUGUUCAGGUUUCACACCUUUCUUGUCAACAGCACAAGAGACACAAAUAGCAAUUUGCACUGCUAUUUGCAGUGCAAAUAGCAGGAUGUAUGUACUUGAUUAAAUCGUUUUAAUAAAGUACAUACAGGGUUCUUCCCGUUCGUCUCGUCCCACCCCUAGUGCUGAUAAUGUAGUGGGCUGGUCUGGACAGAAAAUGCCAGGGCUGAAUUUUUGUCCCAGUCCACCCCUGCUCAUCGGGGUAUCAGAGCGAGCAAAACAAAUGUCAGAUGUAUGGAAAAUAUCAAGUUAUUUGUUUGCAUUUUAUCAUUAUACACAUUAUUGCCUUUCAGUUCUUUACUGUUCUUCAGAAAAAUUGCUGCUCUCUAUUUUAAUAAAAUAUUUUAAGUGUAAUACACAUAUGAUUUAAUAAAGUUACACAUCAAACGUUAUGAAUCUCAUCCAUCCCUUGGUGACGUUGAACCCUAUUGUUUCAUUAAUGACACACAUUUAGGGACCAGCCCUCCAUGGGCCCCCAAGUAUGUACUGUACAAUAUUCAACAGCAGGGUUUUAUGUGUGACCAAUUUGACAAAAUGCUGUCGCCCAUGUAGCUCAACAGAGCACAACAAAAAAGGGAAAUCGCACAUGAAAUGAAGUUGAACGUAAUUAAUUGUAUUAAAAACAUAAUCACAAAUCAAUGAAACAAUAUAAAUGGAGGUGUGUAAGUGAAGAGGCGGUAGUGGGUGAUGUUUGGUUGGGUUCAACCACAGUCACCCCAGCAUGAGUCACUGCAUUUUCUGAAACGUUCCAAAGGAAGUGGGCGCAACGUGCACCAAUUUAAGUCCCAGCAUAGGACCUGGUUUACAAAACAGCUCAGGUGGAAUCAGGUCAACAGUAGUCAGCUUUACCAUUGAUUCACUUGAAGCCUUGAUCCAAUAGGUCAUAGAUGCCAUUAAUGGGCAGGUGGUUUAGACAUCUUGCUCAGGAAUGCCUCCAGAUAGACUGCUGACGUUAGGAUUGGAACCCACAACCUUUGGCUGGUAGUCCCAGCACCAUGAGCACUGGGCUGCCAUAGCUUCCACUUACUUUACACCAGCAGCACUUUAGUGCAUACAUUUCUGGCAUCGUACCAACUGGUUGACAUGAGUAUUUCAGAGUGUGGUGUCAUCUAGCCAGUGUGGAUCUCUGCUGAUAUAAACAAUAACAGGAAGUGUGGUAGGAUGUUGGGUACGAAUACCCGAGUGCGGACAGAGUCCCAGUGGAGAAGCUAUACCGCCCCAGUGAUGGUCGCCUCGACGACGCCUGUUCCAAAGUCCACUUCCUCGGCCGUCAGACUGUAUCUGUCCUCUUCCCUGUUCUGUGGGAGGCCUUUUAGAACGCUGCAAAACAAAUGAUGUGUCGGUCCUGUACCACAAACUAUGUAACAUUAUAUUAUUUUUUUCAUCCAUUCAAACUUUGAAGUGCAGGAUUACUCUGCAACCAAUUUGUUUACCUAUUUAUGAUGUAGCUUUAAUCCAAAGCAGUUUUUCAGAGAUUUUAUAUGAGAUACAGGUAGGGUGAGGCCUGUUGUUCAAGCAUGCCAGCUACAUAUUAGAAUCACAAAUCAGACUUUAGAUUGAUCUAAUGUCAGAGUGGGACGUUUCACUCUUUUACGUAUUGUUGCGUUUUUUCUGAAGAAAGUAGUCCAAUCCUUGGUUGCUUUUAACUUCACUUUUUAUUUGUUAAAGUAGGCUUAUUUCGGUAUGGUAUCUAUGAAGCAAAAGGGAGGGAAUUGUAUCUAACGGGUAUUGAAAAUAAUAUCGUGCACUACUUCGAGUCCCGGGCCUAUGAGAUUCAUAACGUUUGAUGUGUAACUUUAUAUAUACCUCUCAAUCUGAAUUCCCGCUGUGAUCGUUAAGUGGGCGUGGCCUAUGUGAAUUGGGCGUGGCCGGUGUGACGUAAUGGCUCCGCCAUCCUCACCUGUCUAAAGGUGCUGCCAUCUGUGGCUGGAGUAGUUAUUGCAGCUUAUGUGUUCGAUCCUGCUUCCUAGUGGCUAUGUGGGGGCAGCUUGUGUGCUUAAAAUACGUAACCGUAUUCAUAUUUUUUCAUAUUUGUGUACUUGCGCACAAUGACUCAUAACACGAUCGCUGAUCGAUUGAAAUGUCGUCCAAUCAAAAACAACGAGUUGACUCACCCAAUCAGUAGGGCCGGGAUAACUGUGAGGAGGGAGGCGAGGAGGAAGCUGAAUCCGGAGAACCAGGUCACUGUGGCUGCGUAGGUGCUGUUGAACACCACAAGUGCCACGCACGCACUCAACAUCUCAAGGAACACCACACACGCAAACACGGCACCUUUGGAAAUGAGACACCCACACAGACACAUUUGGUCCUGUUUUUGUUUGAGUCAAGUGUGUGUGUGUGUGUGUGUGGGGGGGGGGAGAGAGAGAGAGAGAGAGGAAGUCUGAUGCUGUGGUAACCCUUGUGUCAGCCACUAAUCUGCUGCCUCAACCCAGUCUCACAGCAUUUCAUCUAUUCAUUCGGGCAAUUUUUACGUGCCAAAAGCACACAUUUCUAACAAUAUGACAGCUUUUGGCCAUCCAUUUCUACUUUCACCUUUGAUUCUGAGAAAUUGGGACAAUUCACGGAUAUAUUUAAUGCAGGUGCGCUGCUCUGUAGGCAAACCGCGACAGAAAAAAAAGGUAGCUGCUUCAUCUCUUCUUUUUAGAAUGAGUUUUAAAUGUGUGCUUUUGGCACGACAAAAUUGAAACUACGUGUCCCAGAUCACGAAUGAAUAGUUUAAAUGACGUGACGUGACAGUGUCACGUAUUUCCGUGAGACUUGGUUGGAUGCCUAUGGAUGCAUUGGACUGGAGAAAGCUGUUAGUAUG